This is a messenger RNA of Drosophila elegans, 773 nucleotides long. Its product is annotated as thyrostimulin alpha-2 subunit-like. The transcript has 2 exons. Bases 335 to 730 code for a protein of 131 amino acids. The record is from RefSeq and is a predicted model, not a curated record. Gene Ontology annotation, biological process: cell surface receptor signaling pathway. Lineage: Eukaryota; Metazoa; Arthropoda; Insecta; Diptera; Drosophilidae. Gene Ontology annotation, molecular function: hormone receptor binding.
AACGGAGGCAAUUAUAAGUUUGGUAAGGUGUUUAUUCUCUCAUCAUUUCCUAUAAGGCUUACUGAUAGUUCUGUUUGGUUUUUGUUGGAUUUUUGUUCAAGUGCGUACAAACAAAAAAAAUUGAAUGUUUCGCUUUGUAUGCUCAUUUCAGCUGCCUUAUAUUUGUUUUCCUGCUUUUAGGAAUCAUUAAUUUUCAUCAGGAAUAUUUAAAAUAUUUCCUUCAAUGCUAUAACCAUUUCUUUGUUUGCCAGUUACCCAGGCCUGCACAGACGUCGUAAUUAUCUGCCCUUAUAAAAGUCAGAAGGACACUUGACAAAUCUUAGCAGUUGUCAAGAUGCGUUCGGUCCAAAUAUUGGUGAUUUUCUGUUGUUCUUACUUGAUUGUGCUCGGCGAAACUAGCUCGGUGGGCAAGGACGCCUGGCUGCGUCCUGGCUGCCACAAAGUUGGAAACACGCGAAAAAUUUCCAUUCCUGAUUGCGUAGAAUUCACCAUAACGACCAAUGCGUGCCGCGGAUUCUGCGAGUCAUACUCAGUGCCCUCGGUUCCCUGGACGGGUUCAUCGCUAGCUGUUUUAUUCAAGCCACCGAAGCCAGUGGUAAGUGUUGGUCAAUGUUGCAACAUGAUGAAGUCCGAAGAGAUACAACGUCGCGUCCUAUGUAUAGAAGGUAUUCGAAACUUCACCUUUAAGAGUGCUGUGUCCUGCAGCUGUUAUCACUGCAAAAAGGAUUAGAUGAGAGCAAAACUUAAAAAUUUUAUGCUUGAGCCACCUUCUU